CUUUCGUCAAUUCAUCACACAAUGGUUGAAUUCAAAACUAUUGUGUUUUUAUAUUUUCUCUGUUUUCACAUUGACAUGGUAUUGAGUUGUAGAGGAAAAAAUAGUGUUUUAGAUGAUUUCGAUAUAACACCAUCAAAACCACAGCCUCCAAGGCCAACAGCAAUACCUACCAUCAAAAAGCGCACACAACAGCAAUGUGAAGAGUAUAAAACCGCACUUUUGGCAUCAUUACCUUCAAUGGCAAGAAAUGAAGAUCCAAACUUCGUUAUGACUGGCCAAAUUUGCUCUGACGGUUUGGGCAGUUUAUACGAGGCAAAAUCUGAUGGAAAAAUGGCCGUUUAUGAAGUGUGCUUUAAUGACAAAACAUCGAGUGCCAUUUACACUAUUCACACUCUUGAUAUGAGAGCUGACGAUGAAAAAAUGAAACACAAUAGUUUUCUAGUGAGGUACACAUUUUGUGGUUCAAAAGUUAACGAUUACUACAAUUCGAAUAGCCAAUCGAAUAUAUUUGAUGGAAUAUUCGGCAAUGGAGUGAUUACGAAUUCGGACAUAAAACUAACGCAAUAUUUUUCGCGAAAUCAUUUGGUGCCACAUGCUGAUUUUCCGUCGGCUGAAUUUAAAAAAUUGACCUACUACUUUCAUAAUUCAUUUCCAGGCUAUCAAUCAAUCAAUGUGAAAAAUUGGCGUAAACUAGAGGGAUAUGUACGUGAUAUUGCACGAGAUAUGAACAUGAUACUUGAGGUUGUCACUGGCAUUUACAAAAUAAUGAAAAAGAAGUCGAAAUCUGGAAAUAUGAUGGAUAUUUAUUUGGAUAUGGGUGAUGGUGAAAACAAAGAUCGUCGUCGAUUUGCCGUACCUGCUGAAGCUUAUAAAUUGGUGGUUGAUAAAAAGACCAACGCCAGUUUGGCAUUUAUCACGUCGUUUGAUAGGAAUUUGAGCGCUAGUGGUGUAACAAAUUUUUCGAAAAUUUGCAAUGUCAAUUGCCAGGAUCUUGGUUAUAAUUUCGAUUCAGACUCAAAUGCCGGCUACACGAUUUGCUGUACUUAUGACGAACUCCAAAAAUAUAUUAAAUUACGAUUACCCGUUAAAUUGAUGAAAACAUCCAUUUUACGCAACACAAAUCAAAGAAGAUCAAGUUCACCGCCGAAAAAAGCACAAAGUCCGGAAAAUCUUAGGGGUAAAAAAGAGUCGUCGCCUAGGAAACGAAGAUCUCCAUGAAAAAAAUAAAUAAAAAAGAACUUUUUCACAAAAAUAAAACACUUUCUUCAAUUUAUAUCA
Molecule: messenger RNA, 1278 nt
Organism: Contarinia nasturtii (swede midge)
Lineage: Eukaryota; Metazoa; Arthropoda; Insecta; Diptera; Cecidomyiidae
Exons: 5
Coding region: 22-1218 (398 amino acids)
Biological process (GO): apoptotic DNA fragmentation
Cellular component (GO): nucleus; mitochondrial inner membrane
Molecular function (GO): nucleic acid binding; single-stranded DNA endonuclease activity; RNA endonuclease activity
Source: RefSeq, a predicted model, not a curated record